This is a messenger RNA of Ogataea philodendri, 1170 nucleotides long. RefSeq lists its product as uncharacterized. Lineage: Eukaryota; Fungi; Ascomycota; Pichiomycetes; Pichiales; Pichiaceae. The record is from RefSeq and is a predicted model, not a curated record. The transcript has a single exon. Bases 1 to 1170 code for a protein of 389 amino acids.
AUGGUGAACCCUGUGAGUGUUAUAUGGGAUAGAACUCCCAUUUUGCAGCAUUUGCUGAUUGUUGGUGCUUACACGUUGUUGUUGCAAUUGCCUGCUGUGUUUUGGCGGAAAUAUGUCGCUGUUACCGCGUUGGCUGCACUGAUUUACCGUUUGACGCUUGUUGAACAGCAUCUCACUCCCGGCAGCCAGUAUUUGCAGGCCAUCAGCUUUGCGUCUGCGUAUGUCUAUGCUUUAGACCUGUUUUUGGUGAACGAGUACCCGGAAACAACCGAUUACCAGCCGCGUAAAGAGACGUUGCAGAAAGUCCAAGAUGCACCGCCCUUUUCUCGUGCCAAGCUCGACUGGGCGUUCAGACGGUCCUGUUACGUGAAUCGUGGCACAGGCUGGGUCACCGCGUCGAAAACAAAGCUCCGUGCGUUCACCCCAAUCAAGUCCAAAAUACGCUUCGCUCUGGGUAUUGUUGCACAGACCGUUCUCCAGCUCGUGGUUGCUGCUCUCGGAAUGAAGUAUAUUUCGAGAUACAACUAUGUCGCGCAACGGGGUCGCGACGCAGACUUCCCCUCAAUCUUCUCCGAGGUGUCUGGUCCGCUGGAACUUGUUCUGGUUGCGACAUGCAUGGCCUUUUAUACCUAUGCCGGACUGUCGCUGUUUUUCAACACCGCCAGUCUUUUUGCAGUGCUCUGCAACAUUGUCGACAUCGAGGACUACACGCCAUUGUUCGACAUGAGCAAGAUGUUCACGUCCCCGCCGCUCAAGACGUUCUGGAACGAAGCGUGGCACCAAUUGCUGUACAGAUCGUACAGUUUGUGUCGUGCCCUGACCGAUAAACUGUUUGGCACUUCGCCGUCUGGCAAAAUCCUGGCUGUGUACCUGACGUUUCUGCUGAACGGGACGUUACAUUGGUUUGCCAACACGAAGAUGGCAUGGUACCGCACUUCUGGCGAUGCAGCGUACCGCCCGAUGUUUCUUUUUCUGUACUGGUGUGUCACGUUGCGCGUCGAAAACAGAUGGAACAGGUUUCUGGCAAAACGGUCUAUCCAGCUACCAAAACCAGUGUGCGUGGCCACGGCUAUUGUGUGGUUCGUUGUCGUGCAAACCCCGGCCGCGAUCGUAUUGUUCCACGACCAGCUGCGUGCCGAUAUGCCGAUGUUUAUAGCUAGAUCCCAGUAA